Molecule: messenger RNA, 948 nt
Organism: Sitodiplosis mosellana (orange wheat blossom midge)
Lineage: Eukaryota; Metazoa; Arthropoda; Insecta; Diptera; Cecidomyiidae
Gene: Vps60
Product: charged multivesicular body protein 5
Exons: 2
Coding region: 1-678 (225 amino acids)
Biological process (GO): vesicle budding from membrane; late endosome to vacuole transport via multivesicular body sorting pathway
Cellular component (GO): multivesicular body
Source: RefSeq, a predicted model, not a curated record
AUGAAUCGUUUAUUCGGUCGUGGUAAACCAAAAGAGCCUGGUCCAAGCAUUAGCGAUUGUAUCAGCAGUGUGGACAGCCGUGCCAAUGUAAUCGAAGAGAAAAUCAACAAAUUGGACGCGGAAUUGCGUAAAUACAAAGAGCAAAUGUCGAAGAUGCGUGAAGGGCCCGGAAAGAAUGCCGUCAAACAAAGAGCGAUGCGUGUGUUGAAACAGAAGAAACAAUAUGAGGGUCAAGUUGAAGGUCUUCGAAACCAAGCGUUCAACAUGGAACAGGCAAAUUACGCCACGCAAACAUUGAAAGACACACAGUCAACAGUUGUGGCAAUGCGUGACGGUGUCAAUCAAAUGAAGAAGGAAUUCAAAAAGGUCAACAUCGAAGAUAUCGAAGACUUGCAAGACGAUAUGUCCGACAUGCUCGAGCAAUCUGACGAGGUACAAGAGGCUUUGGGGCGCACUUACGGUGUUCCAGAUAUGGAUGAAGAUGAAUUGGCUGCAGAAUUAGACGCUUUGGGCGAUGAAAUCGCACUUGAUGAUGAUGCAACUUACUUGGACGAUGUUGUCAAAGCACCAGCUGCUCCAGAUAAGGAACCCGGUGCUGAUAGUAUUCGUAACAAGGAUGGCAUUUUAGUUGAUGAAUUUGGCCUUCCAAAGAUUCCAACCACUGCUAAAACAUCAUAAAAGGAUUUUAUCUUACGAAUACACGAUUUCAUUGUCUCUUUUACUAGCAUAAAAAUUACUUUCCGAAAAAAAUCCUUUCCAAACGUUUUCAAAUAAACGAAAUCACUUCACAUAUGUGCACCAGAGGUGAAACGAAACAAAAGAAUGAAAAGCAGUUUACAUGAACAAAAUUGAAAAGUAACACGAAUAACAAAAGUAUUAGCUUAAGUGUGCAAAAACUUGUAUGUAUAUGAUUUCUAACAAAUAAAAGUAAAAUCUCGUGAAAACAAA